GCAUAUAAGUCUUAUUAUAUAUAUGCAAUUUUGCAAGUUCUCGCUUUGUUUACAUUUUGGUUGAUGUGUUUAUGGUUUAUGGCAAGCAAUUCACGCAUUGACAUAAAAUGUAAUAAAACAUUUAUGCAUAUAUAAGUAAUUAAGAAUAAGAAUCUGUAAGAUCGAAAGGCUUUACAAAAACAAAGAGUAUAAUUACGCGAGUUACAAAUUUUAAAAGUUGGUUUAUAAAUAUGUUUUCAACUAUACUACAAGUUUUGUAUUGUAAAGGUUUUUACACCUUGAAAAAAAAUAUAAGUAAAAUUUUGUAUCUCAAGAGAAAUAUACCAAAAAAAAUCUCAUGAGUAAUAAGCAAGGAUUUAUUGCUGUACAUGUUGGUGCAGGACAGCACUCGGCAUCGCUCAAAGAAAAGUAUCAAAAGUUAUGUCGAGAUGCAUGCAAAGUGGCAGCUCAGAGUUUGAAGUCUAAUAGUAAUGUAUUAGAUGCAGUGGUUGAAGCAGUAGUGGUAUUAGAAGAUUCUCCUAUGACAAAUGCUGGAUUUGGAUCAAAUCUCACAUUGAAUGGAACAGUAGAAUGUGAUGCAAGUGUAAUGGAUGGCAGCAGUUUACAGUAUGGUGCGAUUGGUGCAGUUAGUGGAAUAAAAAAUCCAGUCUUGUUGGCAAAGCGUUUGUGUGAGCAGCAAUCCAUUAAAUUUGCAUAUGGCAGAAUCCCACCUAGUUUUCUGGUUGGAAAUGGUGCCCAUAUUUGGGCACAUGAGAUGGGCAUACAAAUCUUGCCACCAGAACAGUUAAUAUCAGUAAGAGCUCAAAAGAUAUACAGACUUUAUAAAAGGAAAGUAGAAAGUUGCAGUGCAGAAGCUCAAAAGUGUGCUAAGAAAAGGAUGGACACAGUAGGUGCAAUAUGUGUUGAUGAUAGUGGAAAUAUCGCUGCGGCUUGCUCGAGUGGUGGCAUAAUCUUAAAAUAUCCUGGAAGAGUUGGACAGGCUGGAGUAUGGGGCUGUGGUGCCUGGGCGUGCAAAGAUACAUCAUAUUCGGUAGGCACAAGUACUUCAGGUUGCGGGGAGCAUCUUGUGCGGACUUCGUUAGCGCGGACAGUCGCAGAAGCUAUUUCGGACACGUCUUGUCCGACUACAAGUUUGCAUCGAGCUAUGAAUACAGAUUUUAUUGAUUCGAAAUUUCUUUACGGACUUGAACAGAAACUUGGUGGCGUUAUUGCUAUGCGAUAUUGCCCAGAAGAAGGAUUAGGCGAUUUUCUUUGGAGCCAUUCCACAAAUUCUAUGAUAAUAGGUUAUAUGAAUACAUGUGAACAUUCACCAAUGAGUUAUAUGUCGGCCCUAUCUUCUGAUGAAGUAGGUAAAAAAGCUAUUGUCGAAGGUGUCUGCUUUAAACUAACAACAGGACUUGACAAAAUUUGAGAAUGAUUAUAUAUGUCUCGGAUGUAAUGAGUUUGUAUAAAUAUUAUUUAUAAUCUAAAAUACUUUAUAUACAAAAUUUUUAUACAAAAUCAUGUUUAUUUUAUAAAAGGUGUAAAUAUUACCUAAUUGAAUAAAUUUUCCACGAUCACAAUCUCUAUAGCAAACAAAAUUUUAUAUUACUUUACUGUAAAUAUAUCAAUGAGUUGUAAAUCGCCUAGCGGUCUGUAUCGGAUCUUAGUGAUGGAUAUAAUUUUUCUAUUAAAUUUAAUUUUCUUAGUUUUAUUUUAAACUGUGCGACGACAUGAUUUAAACGGAAUGACGAGAGAUCCGAAUUCGACCCCCCCCCCCCUCAGCUGAGGUAUUGUUUUUCGCAAUAAAUUUAGUUUUUCGGGGAAGGUGGGAUUUUAAGAUGCUUUCGAGCAUCGAAAUUUAGCUUAGUAACUGUGCUUUAAGUCUGACGAAUCCUGUCGGUGCGCAGUAUAAAAUAUAGCUAAAAAAAAUUAAAUUUAAUAGAAAAGUCAUAUCCAUCACUAAGAUCCGAUACAGAACGUUAGGCGAUUUACAACUUAUUGGUAUGUUUAAUAUAUUAUAGUCGGUUAGAAUUAAUGUACUAAUAUUGUUACUUUACUGUAAAUUUUAUACUAAAUUUUAUAGUUAACUUAUGUAAAUACAAUCUUUAUUUACUAUUAGCAUGUGUAAAUACAUGUAUAAAUAAAUCCCGAACAGUUUAAAAUAA
Monomorium pharaonis (pharaoh ant) is the source of this 2147-nucleotide messenger RNA. It is a transcript of the gene Tasp1, whose product is annotated as threonine aspartase 1. The record is from RefSeq and is a predicted model, not a curated record. The transcript has 10 exons. Bases 338 to 1411 code for a protein of 357 amino acids. Lineage: Eukaryota; Metazoa; Arthropoda; Insecta; Hymenoptera; Formicidae. Gene Ontology annotation, biological process: protein maturation. Gene Ontology annotation, molecular function: threonine-type endopeptidase activity.